CCGCAAGCCACUGAUGCAUUGUGGGAAAUCGCGUUAAGUAACCAGAGAAAGGUCUGCUAGCCGUUUGGGCACCAAACUCAAAAAGCAAAUGGACGCUAUGGUUCAAUUUUUGACACGGAAUCCAGUUUAAGGCUUUAAUUAUUUUUAUUUUAAAUCAAUUCCUAUUGCUUUUGUACUUUAAAUUCACAUUGGUAACAUUCGUUAACGUCGUUGCAGCAGUUGCCAUGGAAACCCGAGAGGCGACUUUAAACAUGCUAGCUAGCUAGUCCGUUAUUCAGUGUUAGCGAAACACAAAGCGGUCAAGAUGUCGUCUUUUGAACACUUGGAUGCUUUGCGAAGACUAAAUAAAGAACUGCUGCAGAAAUUGAAGCGUAAAACCGAAAAUCUACAGCAUCAAAAUUUGGAUUGUUCGAUUAAACUCCUAGAAAAUGAAACCAAAACAACGGAGUCCGUUUGCGAUGUUUGGAAAUUAGUGAACAGUAGCGCACGCGACCGGAAGCCUCUAACAGAGAGAAGCAGAAGUUCGUUAAAUGUCUCAGAUGCUUUUAUAAAUCUGAGUGUGAGUGGAACCUGUUCAAAAGUGGCCCGAAAUGCUUUGUGUAAACCGAGAGACGUCGUGAAGACAUCAAAACUGGCAGAUAGCAUCAUAGAGAACCAGAGCUCUUUUUCAAGAGAGACCUGUUCAUCAUUAAGAAAUAAAAUCUUAGAAGUAGAAAUGUCAGACUGUUUACCAGACGAAGAAAGGAAAUUUCCAUCAGAAGACGCCACAUGUGACGUCCUCCUUCAAGACGAAGGGAACAGUCGCCUACACGUUCAGUUUAAUCCUACAGGAACGAUGCAGCCCAAGUCUGUUAUCUCACAGGACAAGGGUGAAAGUGUCGUGGGCCGAGUCAGGUUUGCAGACAAUGAGCUGGAGACUGUAUCUAAGUCGGAAAGACGACAUGUGCAGCCUUUACUGGGAUAUGACUGGAUAGCUGGCCUGCUUGAUGCUGAGAGCUCCCUGAGUGACCGCUCCGAAGACUUUUUCAGCGAUCUUCACAACUUUCGCAGAGUCAAUAAGGAGGAGUGUGUCCACAGUGUGUCCUCAUGGCUUCCUGUUGCAGCCGACUUCUGGACACCUUCAGUAGAAGACAAUGUGACUAACCAUGAGUGUACUCCAGACACUCACCAAUGCACAUUCUGCUAUCGAAUCAACAGUCGGCUUUUUGCAACUCCUCUGGAUCCUCAAGCUGCGUGUCCCGUUUGCAAGAUGCCCAAAGAGAAGCAUCCACACACAGAGAACGAGCCUGCUUUUAUUAGGGUUAGCAUUCCUCACGCAACACUUCUGCCAGCGUAUCGAUAUAAAGCGCACCGCCGCUGCAGCUUCGAUCCAUCAGACAGUCUUGGUUUGCCCUCUCACUGUCUGUCUGGAUGGUCAAACAUCUCGAUGGGAGCAGGCUCUGAGAUGAGCAACCUAGAUCUGAGAAGCUCCCUGGAGAUCAGGCCAAAUACAGGAACAGUGCCUUCAGCCCAGCCUGAGAACCAGCUGGAUGUCUCCAGGUCCAGGGCGUCAGGAUGCCAGCUCUCUGGUCAGCUUUUGGACGUUUCUCGCCUGGCACGAUAUCAGUUCCAGCACCUCGCCUCCAUGAGGACUAAACCGAAUAAGAGUUCCUACCCAUUUUACUGAUUCAGUCACUAAAUGCUGCUUUCUGCACACACACACACACUCAGAAUAAUGUUUGAUAGACAUCACUGUGUUUCGUCUCUAUGCAAUCAGACUUUGGUUAGAUGAAUUCUGAUCACACUAACUUCAUACAUCCUGAUAGAUGCAGGCGAGGAUAUUACAAUAAGCUACAUCUUAAUCAUCAGUUUCUCAACGUUACACAUACUGUCUGGAUUUAAUCAUACAGACUGACUGCUUUAGAAAUGAUAGCCAGGUAAAAACAAUGAAUGAAAGGAAGUGUUUUGUUCCUUUUAUACCACAGCAAACAAUUAUUUAUAUAUUUUUUACAUUUAUUAAAGAAAACACUAACACAUUUUUUUAACAUUUAAUGUUGUGGUAUGUCUGUGAAACAAGUUAGUUCCUGAGAGAAUAGUCGUUCUCUCAGUAGUCUCUCUCUCUCUCUCUCUCUCUCUCUCUCUCUCUCUCUCUCUCUCUCUCUCUCUCUCUCUCGAAGCAAACUCCUUCCGCAAAUGUUUUCUCUGUUAAAUAACAACUUUUGUUUAAUACAUUAUUAUUAGGCAUAGAUUAUAAUGAGUGUCCGCCACACAAGUCCCUAUGUAAUUUAUUACUGUAGAAACGAUACGGUGUUAGAACGAGUGUAUGAAUGCUUAAAUUAAAGCUGCACUACUGUCAGGACGAAUUAAUCAACAAAAAUAAAAAAUAAAAAAUUUAACCACAUUA
This is a messenger RNA of Ictalurus punctatus (channel catfish), 2383 nucleotides long. It is a transcript of the gene miip, whose product is annotated as migration and invasion inhibitory protein. The record is from RefSeq and is a predicted model, not a curated record. The coding region runs from base 305 to 1666 and encodes 453 amino acids. The transcript is spliced from 10 exons. Lineage: Eukaryota; Metazoa; Chordata; Actinopteri; Siluriformes; Ictaluridae. Gene Ontology annotation, biological process: negative regulation of cell migration; negative regulation of G2/M transition of mitotic cell cycle.